This is a messenger RNA of Naegleria gruberi, 690 nucleotides long. RefSeq lists its product as uncharacterized. The record is from RefSeq and is a predicted model, not a curated record. Gene Ontology annotation, cellular component: axoneme. The transcript has a single exon. Gene Ontology annotation, biological process: cilium movement involved in cell motility; axoneme assembly; motile cilium assembly. The coding region runs from base 1 to 690 and encodes 229 amino acids. NCBI's taxonomy places the organism in Eukaryota, Heterolobosea, Eutetramitea, Acrasida, Naegleriidae.
AUGACUUUUGACUUGACUGAAUAUGAGGUUUCCUGCAUAGAAUCAAUCCGAACACUGUUCAUGGGUAUCCCAACUCACACCUAUUUAUUCCCAAAACCAAAGGAAGAGUCUUCCGAAGAAGUCACUGACAAACAAGAAGUUCCAGUUGAGCCAAAGGAACCUAAGGAUGAUGAUGAGGAUAAUGAAGACAAAAAUGAUGAAAAAGCUGAUGAUGAAAAGAAGACAAAACCAAAGGAAGAGUUAUUCACUAUAACUGAAGAAAAGAGAUUAACAUGGGCUGUAAAAAUGAUUGACCAAGACGGAAGUGUUGUACCAAGGGGUGCUUUUGUUGUCAAGAAGGAUGACGAGCAGGUAAUUGUAAAAAAUCAAACAUUCUUUGGAAUGGAUAAGUAUCAAGCAUCAAAGCUCUAUAACUUUGUCCACCUCAGAACACCAAUCCACAAAACAUGGGAAAAUAUAGUUGCUCAACAAUAUAUUGACAAGUCUCUUGAUUUUGCUGAUCCAGUUGAUGAUGACAUACCAUACGGUUGUUGGAGCGUCCAAUAUGAGGAAAUUAUUAAUACUGUAGUUGGAAGAAGUCUUUUGUGGCCUGGCUACGUCUUUUAUCACAAAAUUCAAACCCCAUUCUAUGGAGGUUUCUAUAUUGGAAAUGGUUUGAAGAAUGUUGACCUUUGUUUUAUGUUACCUUAG